Molecule: messenger RNA, 1395 nt
Organism: Blastocystis hominis
Lineage: Eukaryota; Bigyra; Opalinata; Blastocystidae
Exons: 7
Coding region: 1-1395 (464 amino acids)
Biological process (GO): glycerol-3-phosphate metabolic process; carbohydrate metabolic process
Cellular component (GO): cytosol
Molecular function (GO): glycerol kinase activity
Source: RefSeq, a predicted model, not a curated record
AUGCCACAUCCUGGAUGGGUAGAGCAUGAUCCUAUGACAAUUCUGAAAAACGUUGAAUUUUGUGUAUCUGACUGUCUGAAGCAAGGAAACCUUGCACUAUCUGAUUUGGCUGCAAUUGGAAUCACCAACCAACGCGAAACACUGGUGAUUUGGGAUAAAUUCACAGGUCUGCCAGUGUAUAAUGCGAUUGUUUGGAUGGAUUGCCGAGGGGAUGAAGUUAUCCACAAUUUCACAAACGCCCACGACAAGGAGUGGUAUCGUCAGAAGACAGGCCUUCCUCUGUCUUCCUAUUUCACAGGCCCGAAGCUGAACUGGGCUCUGACCCACGUUCCGGAGGUGAAAAAGGGAUUUGAAGAGCAUCGAAUCUUGGUAGGCACGAUCGAUUGCUGGCUGAUUUGGAAUCUCACUGGCGGGGUCCACGGCGGACUGCACAUCACCGACAUCACCAACGCGAGUCGAACGAUGAUGAUGAACAUCCGAACGCACGACUGGGAUGAUGAUUUGCUCGCCAUCGUCGGCGUGGAUCGCUCCGUCCUUCCGCGAAUCGUGUCCUGCAGCGAAGUCUACGGCACGGGCGUCGGCUGUUUGGACGGCGUGAAAAUCGCGGGAUCGUUGGGCGACCAGCAAGCGGCUCUCUUCGGCCAGACGUGUUUCGAAGCGGGUGAAAUGAAGAACACGUACGGCACGGGGUGCUUCAUUCUGAUGAACACGGGCGAUACCAUCGUGGACAGCCAGAACGGCCUGGUCACCACGGUGGCGUACAAGAUCGGCGCGACGGGGCACACCUGCUACGCGCUGGAGGGAUCCAUCACCAUCGCGGGAGCUCUGGUGCAGUGGCUGCGCGACAAUCUCGGCAUGAUCCGAUCCAGCUCCGAGAUCGAAGCCAUGGCGACCAGCGUGGACAGCAGCGAGGGCAUGUAUGUCGUCCCUGCGUUCUCGGGGCUGUAUGCGCCGCACUGGCGAUCGGACGCGCGCGGCGUCUUCGUGGGAUUGACCCGAAUGAUCAACAAAAACCACAUCUGCCGAGCCGUGCUGGAGGCCACGGCGUAUCAAACGUAUGAUGUGUUCAACGCGAUGGAGAGGGACAGCGGAAUCAAAAUCACCUCCAUGAAGGUCGACGGAGGAAUGACCGCGAACAAUUUCUUGAUGCAGUUCCAGGCCAAUAUUCUGAAUACGGACAUUGUCAUUCCAAAAGUCACCGAAACCACUGCUUUGGGGGCGUGCUUCGCGGCGGGACUCGCGGUGGGGUAUUGGACAUCGAUGGACGAUAUUCGAGAGAAGUGGGUGGUGGACAAAACGUUCCAUGGUGUGAUGGAUCAGGAGGGAAUCGAGCGUCGAAUCACUGGAUGGCGAAAGGCGAUUGAGAAGAGUUUGAAUUGGGUGGAAGAGGAAUAA